Corylus avellana is the source of this 1162-nucleotide messenger RNA. Its product is annotated as endochitinase. Gene Ontology annotation, molecular function: chitinase activity; chitin binding. Gene Ontology annotation, biological process: carbohydrate metabolic process; defense response to fungus; chitin catabolic process. The record is from RefSeq and is a predicted model, not a curated record. NCBI's taxonomy places the organism in Eukaryota, Viridiplantae, Streptophyta, Magnoliopsida, Fagales, Betulaceae.
UAUACAUCCUCAAACACAAACAUGAAGUUGAUUCUCUUCUUAGCAUUCUUGCUUGGAACAACCUCUGCAGAACAAUGUGGACAUCAGGCCGGUGGAGCUCUAUGUCCAAACGGCCUAUGCUGUAGUGAACAUGGAUGGUGUGGCACCACAAUUGCCUACUGUGGGACUGGUUGCCAGAGCCAAUGUGUUGCAACCCCUCCACCACCACCCCCCAAUCCAACCCCGUCCCCGCCUCCACCCCCAAACCCGACUCCGUCCCCGCCUCCGGGAGACGGUGUUGCCAGCAUCAUCAGUGCCACUCUUUUUGACCAAUUGCUUAAAUAUCGGAAUGAUCCGCGAUGUAGAAGCAAUGGAUUCUACACCUACAAUGCUUUCAUUGCAGCAGCAAAUUCUUUUGCUGGCUUUGGCACAACUGGUGAUGCUGAUACACGUAAAAGGGAGAUUGCAGCUUUCUUGGGUCAAACCUCUCAUGAGACCAAAGGAGGAUGGGAAGCUGCACCAGAUGGCCCAUAUGCAUGGGGUUAUUGCUUUAUUGACGAAAAGGACCCGCCCGAAAAUUAUUGUAGGUCAAGCACCGAAUGGCCGUGUGCGCUUGGCAAACAAUAUUUUGGCCGGGGCCCUAUUCAACUCAGUUACAACUACAAUUACGGGCAAGCGGGACAAGCCCUUGGACUUGGACUUAAUCUCCUAAACAAUCCGGAUCUAGUAGCCCAAGACGCAAUCCUAUCAUUCAAGACAGCCAUAUGGUUUUGGAUGACCCCACAGGCAAACAAGCCCUCCAGCCACGAUGUCAUCAUUGGAAAAUGGACACCAACCGCUACCGACACGGCCGCCGGUCGGGUUCCGGGCUAUGGUGUCAUCACCAACAUAAUCAAUGGUGGCCUCGAAUGUGGGCAUGGUCCUGACAGUAAAGUGGAGAGUAGGAUUGGGUUCUACAUAAGGUACUGUGACGAAUUUGGAGUACGCUACGGGGACAACUUAGACUGCAACAAUCAAAGGCCUUUUGCCUAAGCUAGCUGCUAAGAAUUCAAGGUGAAUGAAGGUUCAAAGAAGAAUAAUAAGGAGACAAUACUAUAACUAUGUAAUUGGAGAGAUUUUCUUGUCCACUAAGAAAGUUUCUAGAUUACAGUUGAAUAAAGAAAUAAAGCGUUCAUGAAUUUGU